UCUUCCACCAUCGCAGUCAGUGUUUCCUCCUCCAGCUCCGGGCAGCUUCCUCUUCCUCCGGACAGCUUCCUCCCCGCGGUACCCUCCGUCCACCGGACUCCUUCAGUCACACCAGCCCCUCGCUCCACCCUCGACCCCCGCGGCUCCAUGAAGGGACUCCGCUUCCUCGUCGUGUUCCUGGUGCUUUCCGCCUCGCUGCUGUGCGACCGGGGCGAGGCGGCCCGGAGUCGCACCAGCAACCAGAACAGCUUCCGGCGGGCGGCGAACGGCAUCUACCAGACCCUGAGCAGCGUGUUCGGAGAGGAGAACAUCAGGGGGCUGUACAAGUUUUUCUCCAAAGCAACGGAGCGGUUUGUCCAUGGAGUCGACUCUUUCCUCGACACCAUCUGGAAGAUCUGGUCCGAUCUGCUGGACGUGAUGGGAAUCGACUCCUCCAACCUCAGCCACUACUUCAGCCCCACGUCUCUCACCAACUCUCCGGCCCGCGCCCUGCUCCUGGUGGCUGCCGUGCUCCUGGCCUACUGGUUCCUCUCCAUGUUCCUGGGGGGUUUCUUCUACCUGCUGCACGCCGUGUUCGGACGCUUCUUCUGGCUAGCUCGCGUCACGCUCUUCGCCCUGUCCUGCCUCUACAUCCUGCAGAAGUUUGAGGGCGACCCGGAGCGCGCCGUGCUGCCGCUGUGCUUCAUCAUGGCGGUGUACUUCAUGACGGGGCCCGUGGGGGCGUACUGGCGUCGGGGGGGCGGCGCAGGUUCGCUGGAAGAGAAGAUUGACCACUUGGACACUCAGAUCCGGCUCCUCAACAUCAGGCUGACUCGUGUGAUCGACAGCCUGGAACGCACUGCGGAUCAGUAGACUCAGGUGGCGGGGGGGAAGCGAGGGUUUAUUGUUAUUAUGGCUGCGUUUGAUCUCUGAAUGCUGUUUUCCUGCGGACAUCUCCAGCAACACAACUUCUGGGUAUUUACGUCUCUAUUGUCAGAAGGGGGACAAAACUAAAACCGUAUUUUAAAGGCAUGAGUUGAUUUUAGUUGCAAAAAGCCAAAAAAUCCUCAGAGGUGUGGACAGGUACCCUGGAUCCUACUCAAAUCAAACAAACAAGUUUUCUAUUUGGUCUUUUUUGAAGCUUCCAAUGGUGUCAGCUUCAUCGAUUAUCUGAGAAAUGUCCAUGCUUUUCUAAUUUCUGCCCUAAUUCUACACCUCUGCUCCUUUUAAAGUAACUUCAAAGUGUAAGAAUAAGCAUAUUUUAUGUAAGUUUGUUUAUCUCUUAUCUUCAUUAAUAACCUGGAGUUUACAAUUCUUACACAGGUUCAUCCACAAACAUGUUUCCCACUUGGGUGUAUGAUGCAGGGGAUGGUUAAACCUGUAUUUAUGAUGUAUAAAAAUCCUCAAGGUGGUGGAUAGUUGUCCAUAGUAAGAUUUAUUUAUUCCAUUUCCAUAUAAAUUGUCCGAAUCAUGUAGAUGUAGUCUGUUUCAUGAAGUCCCAGUAGUUGACAUCAGGACCUCCUUUUCUUGUAUGAAUGGGACGAACUACGCGUGCAAGUGUCUGUCAAGCUUAUGAAAUGGGAAAGCACUGUACCAAUGAGUGGCCAUCAGACUGGGAGAGAUGCAGACAGACAGCAAUAUCUCAGGGACUCAACCAACACAUACAUUUGGAAAUGAGACAAAGUUUAUUAAAAUCAUGUCUUGGUCUCAUUGAGUCACGGGACAGUUUUUUCCCACGGUUGCAAAUCUGUCGGUAUUUUAACAAUGCUUGUGUUUUUGCAGCGCGCUGAUAUUGUAAAGUUUGAUUUAUAUCUGAGGUCAAGACCAAGUCGAGCGUUUCAUUCAUCAUUUCAGUACUGGCACAAAUCUACUGUACUGCAGUUCUAACAUUUAAAUAGGGAAAUAUCUUCUUUUUUUUAUGUUUAAUGUGUGAAUCCACAAUCAGAUUAUUCAUAGAAGCUGGCUAGAAAAAGUAUUUAAGUCAUUUGGAGUUUCUUCACACUGGCGUGAAAUGAACUUCAUCUUGUAGGAUUGGAUUUUUAGUCGGGAUCAAUUUUGUAACUUGAUUACAGAUUAAGGUCUAACGCAUUUGAUUUAAACAGUAUAUCAUUGUUCAAAACUGCUUGAGCCAUGCGUCUGGUGUGUGUUAGUGUUGCCUUCGUUUUAGCUUGAUGGGCCUUUUUAUAAAUCUUUAUUACAUCUGCCGUUAUUUUGUAUAUUUCUCAUCCUGCAUUUCCAUAAGAGACUGUCCUGUUUUAAAAAAAAAUUUUGCUCUCCAUCCACCAUCUCUUAUUAUCUCCAUCCUUACUCCCUCAUGCACACUUCAUAUAAAUGUAUAGAAUCUGCACUCUAUAAACAUGUGCUUUAUACAAAUGACUCUAACUCUAACCACUUAUGAAAGGAAAGAAAACGUUUUUAUAAUCUCGACACUCAGAUUAACAAACGCUUUAUUAAAUAUUAGUAUAUGUGAGGUGCUGUGGGAUUAGGAUGUAAGAGUGCAGUAGUAACAGUUUUUUGGAGAUGGAGGGUGUUGCAUCGCUUUAAAACGAGGUACAGACAUGAGCUUUGGCUUUUUCUCAGCAUAUCCAGAUAUUUUCAUAUGUUGAAUCCAACUUCUGGUUGUCAUUACACUGGCAUUAAGGUUACUUGCCAGUAAGAUUCUUUCUUAAAUAGAGAAACAUUUGAACGCAUGUCAUCUUACUGUGAAUCAGUAGUUUGUAGGUUUUCUCAUAACACACCAACACGUCCAGUUUGUCCCCUGCAGUAAACCACCCCAGGUAUUUCCAUACUAGCCAAAGUAAUCUGGGAUUUUAUUGCAUGCUGUUUUGAUGCCUAUAAUGUUAUGUUUCAUGUUGUAAAUGUUGUGACUGCCUUGGUAGAGAGCCCUCCGGAAAUGUGAUUUUCGUGAUGUGAUGAAUUAGUCGGAUGUUAAAUACAAGAGGGGUUUGUUUUUUUAUUCAGUCUUUACUUUCCUGUACUGUAGCAUUAGUACCGUUCAGACCAAGCUCACAUGUACAAGACCGUCAGCCCUCGGAAUUCUUCUCUCACUCCAUCAGUCAAGCUGAUUAUUAUACGAUCACAAACAUGUUGACUAAUUUUGAAUUGUGUAAACUGAAUGCAGUUUUUGUUCCUCCAAUCUUAUCUUGAAGAGAACCUGACCUGAGAGAGGCGCUCGAGCCUGGUCACUUUGUAGUGUGUGGUUAGGCCAACAGUCUGUAGCCAAUGACCUGUGUAUGUUUUACUAAGGACCGAAUCUGUGAUCUAUGAAGGUGUUCAGCGAUUAGAAGUAAUCAUGUGUGUUGUUGAGGGAUGGUUGUACCCAGUUUUUCCAAAGGCACGGCACUAAAGUAGUCAGGUGAUUUAAAAAGGGGGGUCCGGGAUUUCAAUCAUGAUAUACUGAACUUCAGUGUGUACAGAACCUCAUUAGUAUUCAACAUUUGGAGAUGUUUAUAUCAAAACUGUUUUAAGAGGAGACAAAAAGACUCAGAAAGUUCUCUCACAGUUUUUAUUAUUUCUAGCACAACAAAAUAUUGGUUUCUGAGACAAGAACCAGCUCGUUAACACCCCAAAGGCCCAAGAUUGAGGCUGUAACCCUCCGUUCAAACAUCAUGGAAGAAACACUGAAUACUUUAAGUUGCCACUAGCUCAUGUAUUAAAACUUACUGUUAUCAUUCAGAUACUGAAAAAUUCCAGUACAUGUUUCUAUUAGUUUCUCUCAGCUCUGGACUGAAUGCUAUGUUCAUAUAUUUAUUGUUUAAAAGGUCUCCUGAAUGACUUGUACUUCUGUUAAUUUAAUGUACUGUAUCCUACUUAUUCCACUUAGCUUUUUAUAUCAUGCUGUGCCAAUAUUGUAAAUAUAUUUCAUUGAUUUAAGGCAAUUGUCAUUUAAAUUUUGUUUUGACAAGGAUAGAUGUUUUUUUAAUUUAUUCAAAAACGUUUUUAGCUUCUUUUUUUAUAAAAUAUCUGAAUAUUUCUGUACUUCAGUGAUGUGGCGACCGCCAAACUGUUCUGCCUGCUGAUGUCUACUUUGUGUGCGAGUCUUCAUGAAAACCUGUUGAUGGGUAUGUGGUUUGUUUUUGUGACAGAGGGAAAAUGAGGUCCAGAUUUUAAUAAAUGAAACACCACAGUAUGACAGUC
Messenger RNA from Limanda limanda (common dab), 4116 nucleotides. It is a transcript of the gene bri3bp, whose product is annotated as bri3 binding protein. Bases 148 to 852 code for a protein of 234 amino acids. The transcript has 3 exons. NCBI's taxonomy places the organism in Eukaryota, Metazoa, Chordata, Actinopteri, Pleuronectiformes, Pleuronectidae. Gene Ontology annotation, cellular component: mitochondrion. The record is from RefSeq and is a predicted model, not a curated record.